UAAAAUAAGUAAUCCGUUUGACAAAAAAUAAAGAAAUGAUUAAGAAGAAGAAGGAGAAGAAAAUCGCAUGGGGGAAACAGAGGACAGAGAACUGCGAAGGAGGAAAAGAACAGAAAAGCCACCCACCUGACCUAACAUAACCAAACAAACCUCUUACCCCAAUUCGAGUUUUCCUCUUCUCUCCUCUCCUCUGGAUUUCCCUCUGAGUUCACCUUCUCUGAAUCGGCUUUAGUCUUCUUCAUUCACCAGCGCAAUUCGUUGUAGCGGAUCUGAUUUGGUUUUUGGGCGGUCUGCAGACACUGCAUGCUUGUGGGGAAGCAAUUCUGCCCAUUUGGUUGAGACUCCACAUACAUGACAGGGACACCCUUUUUCCUGCCCUGGAUAUCUGCUUGGAAUUAAACUUAUCUCACUCACUUUGGUCAUUAAUGUGGCCCAUAUAUUUGCUAUUCAACAAGAUUCUCAAGACUGGAGAUGAGAGAGAACUAAUAAGAGGAGAUCAUUUGAAUGCAAUAGAUCCAUACCUCUUUCAGCAGCCAUCAAGUAACAUAGAUUCUCAUCCUUCCUCCUUGCUCUGUUCUCACUUGCCUGAUGUACCGCAUGUAAACCAAAUAUAUACAUGGGAUUGUGGCCUUGCUUGUGUCUUGAUGGUUUUGAGAACUAUUGGUGUCAACAACUACGAUAUUCAAGCAUUGGCUGAACUAUGCUGCACAAAUAGCAUUUGGACUGUUGAUUUGGCAUAUUUAUUACAGAGAUUUUCUGUCACUUUUUCCUACUUCACGGUGACAUUUGGUGCAAACCCAAACUAUUGUGUUGAAUCAUUUUACAAGGACUUUGUUGCAAACAUUCUGAAGGAGGAGCUGCCUAAUGAUCUAGUGAGAGUGGAUUUACUAUUUCAAAAAGCAAUGGAAGCUGGGAUUGAUAUACAGGUAUGCUGCAUGCCUGCACCAUUUUUAUUGGAUCCUUCGAGUAACAAUCUGAUAGAAGUUAUGAGUUUGUCUCCUAUUGGAGAGAAAAAUGAAAAUGUUACAGCAUUUCUUUCCAUUAGUUUUUUUGUUGUCAUGUUUGCCUUGACAAUUGAAAGUUUAAACUCAGUUCACUCGGUUGUAAUUUUACUAUAUAAUUGAGCAGUGAUUGUUAGGAAAUCAGCGUUUUAUAAGGCUUUUUAAAUUGAUUUUUUAGGUAGAUACGUUGAUAUUGGAAGAAAAUGACAAAUAGAAGUUUUGGUUAUUAUCUUAAUAGUUUUAUUUCUAUGUGGACAUUUUAUUUGCUUAUGGCCUACAAACCUUUUGUUAGGAAUCACACAAAAAUAGAAACAGAAAAAAUAAUUAUUGAGUUAAUUGGAAAAAACAGAAAAUAGGAGAGAUGCUUCUAUUCCAAAGGUUUCCCCCUUCACAAAGGAUUUCUCAUUUCACAGAGCAAAAGCUCAAUCUGCAAAUGAUUCAAGAUAGGGUGCCUCUCU
Vigna umbellata (rice bean) is the source of this 1459-nucleotide messenger RNA. The record is from RefSeq and is a predicted model, not a curated record. NCBI's taxonomy places the organism in Eukaryota, Viridiplantae, Streptophyta, Magnoliopsida, Fabales, Fabaceae.